CGAUGAAAUUAUCCCCCCUUAGCCUCGCGAGCUUCUGACGUUUCAUCAUCCGUUGAUACUGCCGCCCGACCGGUGAUCAUUUGAACUAGGCACUUGGAUCAGUGAAAGAGGGAGGGAAAAAAAAAAAAAAAAAAAAAAGAAAAAAAAAGCACUAUUGAAGGAGGACGGGGAAAUAAGCCGUCGACGCCUUUUGUUACACCAACCUGACCAUUAUCGAUUGUUUACUUUUUCGACACAAUACAUACCCGAUCCGGAGAGUGCAGAGUUAUCCGCCAACAUGCUCCUCGCAUUCGCUUUCUCGUGGAUUUUGUUGCUUGCAUCGCCCGUCUUCGGAGCUGAAAAUUCCGUGAAAUACUGUUCCUCGGUUAAUACAGGAUCCGACAAUGAUGCGAAUCACGAUACCUUUCAGUCCAUCGGGGCUUGCACAUCUACGUGCACGUCAGAUUAUGCAUUCGGCAUUCUCCAAGGCAAAAACUGCUGGUGCUCGAAUGUCGCACCUAAUACAGCAACCAAUGUGAAUGUUUCAGAGUGUAACGAUGGCUGCCCUGGGUACCCGUCCGACAAUUGUGGAAAUGCGGAAGAAGGCUUGUAUGGCUACAUCGUAUUGAUGGAUCACAUGCCAUCUAGCACGGCCAGCGCAUCAGGCACCUCUUCGACUGGAACUUCGACAGGCACCCCAACAGAGACCACAGGAGCGAGCACGACGACUUCAGGAGGCAGUAAAGUUGAGACAAUCGGAGGCCAGGUCCAAACGGUUACGGUUGGCGGGUCAGGCGCGACCGCUGCUGCAGAUACUUCAUCGACUAGCAGCAAAGACAGCGACUCUGGGCUAAGUAGUGGCGCCGUGGCUGGUGUUGCUGUUGGUUCCGUCGCAGGUUUCCUUGCAAUCUUGGCUCUGAUCCUCAUCUGGUACUGUUCGAAGAAACGCCAACGCGCAAACAGUCCUGACCCCAGCAUGCAAUUAUUGGAUGGUCGCAACAGCAAGGGCUCCCAAAUGAGCUUUAUGAGGUCCGUCUUUUCCGACAACACCACUCUUGGAGGGUCACCUACUGCCACACGCAACCCGAACGCAACCUUUAUCGAUAAUCGUAUGAAGACGAACACCGUGCUCUAUCCAAACGGUCCCCGGGAUAGCAGUGUAUCGCUUCAGGACAAUGAGGACUACUCAAGACCUGUGCUACGGGUAAGCAUCUAACCUAUAAUCGUGUAAUCAAUGCGUGACUGACAGU
Messenger RNA from Aspergillus glaucus CBS 516.65, 1229 nucleotides. RefSeq names its product WSC domain-containing protein. The transcript is spliced from 3 exons. Lineage: Eukaryota; Fungi; Ascomycota; Eurotiomycetes; Eurotiales; Aspergillaceae. The record is from RefSeq and is a predicted model, not a curated record. The coding region runs from base 278 to 1195 and encodes 305 amino acids.